AUGGGCCAGUUCAUCCAAAGAGGCCGCGUCCUUUCCUUCUGGCGCGAGAUCGUCCGGACGUUGAACAAGAUUCCGCCGUCCUCCACAAGGAAUGAGCUGCGGUCGUAUGCGCGGCAGGAAUUCGAGCGCCAUCGCGAGGUGACUGACUCGCAACAUAUUCGAUACUUGCUUUCGACGGGGAAGACCGAGUUCCAGACUAUGAGUCGGUAUAUUAAUGAGCAGGUUGUGGGUUGA
Messenger RNA from Penicillium chermesinum, 234 nucleotides. Its product is annotated as LYR motif-containing protein 2. The transcript is spliced from 4 exons. Lineage: Eukaryota; Fungi; Ascomycota; Eurotiomycetes; Eurotiales; Aspergillaceae. Gene Ontology annotation, cellular component: mitochondrion. Bases 1 to 234 code for a protein of 77 amino acids. The record is from RefSeq and is a predicted model, not a curated record.